Hyaloscypha bicolor E is the source of this 1887-nucleotide messenger RNA. RefSeq names its product WD40 repeat-like protein. NCBI's taxonomy places the organism in Eukaryota, Fungi, Ascomycota, Leotiomycetes, Helotiales, Hyaloscyphaceae. The coding region runs from base 45 to 1448 and encodes 467 amino acids. Gene Ontology annotation, biological process: protein polyubiquitination; transcription-coupled nucleotide-excision repair; proteasome-mediated ubiquitin-dependent protein catabolic process. Gene Ontology annotation, cellular component: Cul4A-RING E3 ubiquitin ligase complex; nucleotide-excision repair complex. The transcript is spliced from 3 exons. The record is from RefSeq and is a predicted model, not a curated record. Gene Ontology annotation, molecular function: protein binding.
CAACUUUCCAAAUCUAUCGAUAAUUGCCGCGGAGCUAUAAAUGCAUGAAUAAGUUGUUGUUUGACCGAUCAAGUGGCAAUCUUGGCCCUCCAGCCUUCGCACGAAUUCAGACCUCAGCGCUCGUUCUUGCGAUUCAGCCUGCCCCAAGGCUGCGGUUUAAUGGCGGCGAGAAAGAGGCUGCCAUAGAAGACGAUACCAGUGAAGGCGUAGGAUCUCAAGCAGAACCAUCCACUGAGACUAAGAUAUGGGCUCAUCAAGCGGGAGUCAAUGCUCUCGCUUUGGACAUCGAGAGCAGAAUUUUGAUAUCAGGGGGAGCAGACUCCUCCAUCAAGCUCUGGGAUCUUGAAGAGCUUACCGCAGGGUCGAAGCAUAUUUUCAGACCAACUGGGAUAGUUCCAAGGACUGCGUCUGCACACAAAUUUGGCAUCACACACCUCAGUUUCUAUCCCUUCGACUCAGCAGCCUUCCUGUCCUCAUCUUACGAUCAUCACCUGAAGCUGUACGCCACCGAGACCCUUUCAGUGAACGCGAACUUCGAUUUGAACUCGAUCAUCUAUACCCACGCUCUUUCGCCCAUUGCAAGUCACGUCUUAGUUGCAUGUGCCACACAGCAUCCUGCCGUCCGACUCGUCGAUCUUCGAACUGGUUCGAGCACACAUUCGCUAGUUGGUCAUCAUGGGGCCUUAUUAUCUUUGGCAUGGAGUCCGACUUUGGAACAUAUUCUAGCAAGUGGAGGUAUUGAUGGGACCGUGCGGCUCUGGGAUAUCAGGAAAAGUUCUGGUGCUUUGGGGGUCCUGAAUAUGGAAGACUCAACAGGAAUCACUGGUAUGGAUGGGGUGGGGAGAAGUGCUCGUGCUCGAGAUGUUGGAAAAGCACACACCGCUGCUGUGAACGGAAUUACCUGGACUGACGAUGGGGCAUAUUUGAUAACAGCGGGCCACGACGAACGAAUCCGCGUAUGGGACGCCGCAACAGGAGCCAAUACUCUUGCGAGCUUCGGUCCGAUAAUUAAGAAUGGUCACCUCUCAAACCUACCACUCGUCGUCUCCCCAAGCCUAGCUUCCUCCCCUGGAAAAGAGAUUUUAUUCUACCCCAACGAGAAGGAACUUCUUAUGUUUGAAUUACAUGAAGGGAAGCUUCUCAAACGCCUCAAGGUUCCAGGACCCACUAUAGCCGCCGUGAAAUCCAGAACAGGAGAAAGAAACAUCAAGAAUCGAAUAACAGGACUCGUGUGGAGAGGACAAGCUGAAGGAAUAUACUCUGCCCACACUGAUGGUCAGAUCAGAGCCUGGCUACCAAGGACUGCCGAAGACGAACUCCUUGAUAAAGAAGAGGAAGACAGCCUGAAGCGUCAGGAUGAUGAUCAGGACGAAGGUGUGAAGCGUAAGCGGCAAGUUCUCGACGAUGUGUUCCGGGACUUGACCAGGCAGAAGAUAACGUUUGGCUGAACUCCACUGGGUAUUAAGUCUGGAUCCUAAGUAUAUGCAACUAUACUAUUUCACCAACUCCCAAAAUGCAAAAAUCAUUUUAAGUGUCUCGAUAUCACACCAUUUCCUUCUCCUUUCCAUUGUCCAUGACCACCUUCAACUCAUGUUCCGCCUCCGCCAUCUUUCCUCUAUUCGCCCUCCGCUUUUGGUCAAUCUUCUCCCUCCAUCCCCUCCCCCAAAGCACAGCAGCCCACGUUGCCAAGCUACUGACCACGAGAAACAACGCUGAAAUUGUAGAGAACCACCCAACACCAAUCUUCUCCACAGCCGGCAACACAGUCGCACUUCCCAACGCUGCGAACAAGUAUCGGAUCAUGUAGUUCCCGGCAAUCACCUCGGCCCCAUUCUGCUGCAUCACAUCCAGACAAUACGUAUUCAAACUUGGAAAGCAAAACAACUG